GGAGCGGACAUUCUGUAGCAGCAGGUUUGUGAGCGCAGAAGCCGGGGGAGGAAUCGGAGCGAAGAAACAGUGUGGCUGCAGUGAGGAAGGAGAGACACAUACAGAGAGAGAAGGACAGAGAGAACGGCCUCACCUUUUUGCUGACCCAUGAAAGAAGCCAUGCCGGUUCUCUCAGCAGGCACAGGCCUGCACGAGACUCUGGCCCUUCUGACAUCCCAGCUGCGUCCUGAUGCCAACCACAAGGAGGACAUGGUCUUCCUCAAAGACGUCUUCAGUGAGAAAAGCCUGGGCUACCUCAUGAAGAUCCAUGAGAAGCUGAGACAGUACGAGCGCCAGAGUCCUACACCUGUCCUUCACAGCGCCGCGUCCUUGGCUGAGGAUGUGGCAGAGGAGCUGCAGAGUGGACCAAUGAGUGUUGAGGAGAAGGAACUCCUACAGCUGUUGACGUCCCCCCAUCUGAAGGCAGUUUUGUCAGUUCAUGACACGGUUGCCCAGAAGAACUUUGACCCCGUGUUGCCACCACUGCCUGACGACUUCGAGGACGAGCUGGAGGAGGAGUCAGUGAAGAUUGUCAGACUGGUCAAGAACAAGGAACCACUGGGGGCCACCAUCAGACGGGAUGAGACCACAGGGUCUGUGAUCGUGGCCCGCAUCAUGAGGGGCGGGGCUGCAGACCGGAGUGGACUGGUCCAUGUAGGAGACGAGCUACGGGAGGUUAACGGCAUCUCCAUCAUUCACAAGAGGCCUGAUGAGAUCAGUCAGCUUCUGUCCCAGUCUCAGGGCUCCAUCACCCUGAAGAUAAUCCCAGCCGUUAAGGAGGAGGACCGUCUGAAGGAGAGCAAGGUCUACAUGAGGGCCCUGUUUGACUACAUCCCUGCUGAUGACAAGGCCACGCCCUGUCAGGAGGCGGGACUUCCCUUCAAGCGAGGUGACAUCCUGCAGGUGGUAACACAGGACGACCCCACCUGGUGGCAGGCCAAACGGGUGGGCGACAGCAACCUCCGMGCUGGACUCAURCCCUCCAAACUCUUCCAGGAGAGACGGCUGGCUUACCGGGUAAAAACGGGCACACUUCCGAACCCUAAAUCCCCUAAAAAUCCCACCUAUGACCAGGGAUGUGACAAAGCGGGUCUGAGGAGGAGUUUCCGUCUGAGCCGAAAGGAGCGGUCAGGAUCCCUCGGAGGAGCGGCCAGCCGCGACCCCACCGACCCAGACUUUGCCACCUACGAGGAGGUGACUCGCUACCAGCACCGGCCCAACGAGAGACCCCGCCUGGUGGUUCUGAUCGGCUCCCUGGGAGCUCGUAUCAAUGAGCUGAAACAGAAGGUGAUAGCAGAGAACCCACAUCGCUAUGCUGUGGCCGUACCGCAUACCACCAGGCCCAAGAAGCCUCAUGAGAAAGAGGGGUUGGAAUACCACUUUGUCACCAAACUGGRGUUUGACGCAGAUGCUCUGAGCAACAAGUUCAUAGAGCAUGGGGAGUACAAGGAGAACCAGUAUGGUACCAGUAUAGAGGCUAUCCGCUCUGUACAGGCCAAGAACAAGAUGUGCCUAGUGGACGUGCAGCCAGAGGCUCUGAAGACGCUGCGGACAUCUGAGUUCAGGCCCUAUGUCAUCUUCGUCAAGCCGCGUGUCCCGGAGAGCAGACGCCGUCGUAGUGCUGCCACUUCACCAGCAGGGGGAGAUCAUGGGCGAGUGACGGAUGAGGACCUGCAGGAAAUGCGUCAGUCAGCCCAGCAGAUGGACCAGCAGUAUGGCCACCUGGUCGACCGGGUCCUAAUCAAGGAGGACUCAGCCAGCGCCUGCACAGAACUCCGAGGCAUUCUGGAGCGGCUGGAGCGUGAGACCUUCUGGGUGCCCCUCUGCUGGGUGCGGACCUAACCCCCCUCUCCCCAACCACCACCCUCCAGAGGGGGGAUCACAGCCCCCCAGCCCUUCAUCCAGCAGGACCCCUACCCCAUCCCUUUUCUGAUCUCCUGGACCCCUUGGCUCCAUGGGCCAGCCUGUAGGGUGUGGAAGAUACUGCCCCAAACCCUGGCCUGAUGCCGGGCCAGCCACACACUGGCACUAGGGGAGAAGGGCAUGCGGCAAAACCCUUUGGAACAUUUCUGUGUUUGGAAUGUUCAAAGGGAAAGAUUGUUGUUCUGGCUACUCCACCCAACCCACCCACCCACCCACCCACACACACACACACACACACACACACACACUCUCUCUCCAUUGUUCAAAUUCAUGUUUUUCAUAUAUUUAUUCAAGUUGUUUUUUUAUUAUUUAUGUCAGUCAGUCAGCCAAACAUACAGACAUCUUUAUCGUGGAACCAUGUGGAGUGUCAUCUGUAGCUUCCUUUGGCCCGCAGUGUCUAGUACUUGAGUUUCCCCUUAAUAUAAUAAUAUAUGCCAUUUAUCACACGCUUUUAUCCAAAGCGACUUACAGUCAAAAACCUCAUACAGGAGUCCUGCAGGAAAUCCUACACAAUUUCUUCACAAAGACAACAUGACUGUUUUGUCAGGUUUCCUCACCUACGUCCGUUGCUCGUUGAUACAAUGCAUUCUGAGUGAGGCCUAGCCAUUGUUAUGUUGUUGAAAUGUUAUCCAAAAGCCAAUCCACCUGCUUCCAUUAUACCUGGAGAAUGAAUAGAAAUGCAUACAUAGUACGAUUAACCAACACACUCUGUCAAUAGUACAGUAGGAUAGAUGUAAUGAUACAAAAAUAAAUAUAUUAUUUUAUAAUGCUUUAUUUUAUCAAUUAUUUUAUGAUUUGGACGACAACUUAAUUAUUUAAAUCGCAGAUGUAAAUAUUCUACAUGCAAAUCCUACCGUGCCAACGAACGAUCUCGUAGCACUUCAAUGCAACCUGCUGAACUUUGACCCUAAGUGUCUAAUCCUCAGUGUGAAUUACUUCAGUUCUGGGACUCUGGAUGUGUGGAUGUCAUGUACACACACACACAAGUGCACUAAAACAUGCUAUGCUCCUUUUUGUGUACCAGGGAAUGCACUUUGUAUAGCUGACAUCAGUCACGUGUUUAAGACGCAGGUGCAGUGUGGGUAAUAGGGUUUUGAGGAGGGGUGGGGUGUGUUCUAUGGUCCAUCUUGAUCAUCAGGGUCCUUGUUAAAUUGUUCUGUAUGAGUUUUUAUCUACAGGCGAGGACACUGGGGUUAGUGGGAUAUGGACACCUCCAAGUGUGAUUGUGGGUUCAAGCCGUCCUUAUAAAUGCACACAGAUGUGACGUGUUUCUUUGACGUUAUCGUGGUGUUUACAGAGACAAUGUUAAAAGCCAUUUCAAGGUUACAAGGUAAUACACAAGAAAAACAAAUGACUCAUGCUAGUCAAACUGUUGUCACUUGACUAAAGCAAUCAGCGCCGUUUGGUGAAACUCCACCUGUUCUCAGUCUGUAUAUUGGCUCUGUCGUUCUGACCUACUGGUGAUCUUCUAGAGACUCUGUAUUCUCUCUCUCUGUGGGUGUGGGUGUGUGUAUGGACUUCAAGUCUUGUUUCAUGGUGGAGAACUGAAACUAUCAACAGGAGCUUCCAGAUCCUCCUUUCUCAUCCUGUUCUCUUUUUAACAUGCAAUGUGUUCUUGAUCUUUUACUGUGCUAUGUAAACCAAGAAAUCCAGAAUGUUGACUUUGUAACGUGACAUGUAUAAAGUGCCAUUGUAAAACCAGAUGAA
Molecule: messenger RNA, 3669 nt
Organism: Salvelinus sp. IW2-2015
Lineage: Eukaryota; Metazoa; Chordata; Actinopteri; Salmoniformes; Salmonidae
Product: MAGUK p55 subfamily member 3
Cellular component (GO): cell-cell junction; plasma membrane
Molecular function (GO): protein binding
Source: RefSeq, a predicted model, not a curated record